UUGAGUGUUUAAUUAGGAAAUCAAUACUUAAUUAGAAUUAUGAUAUAAAUGGUAGAAUUGGAAUUUUUGGGAUAUAUUUUUGUCGAUUCCAUUUCUAUUGUGAUGCUGGUACAUUCGAGAGAGGAAUAAUGUUUUGGUGAGAAUAGGAUUGUCUUGUCUGAUAACAGUGUGUUGGUCUGAAACGUAAGUUUGUAUAUUGAGUAACAAGAGACCAACUCAACUCAUAAAGUGUAAACAUUCUUUGGAUUUGUUUCCUACUGAGGCAAGACUUCUUAGUCGUAGAGCUCCAAGAGUCCUAGACUCACCUGUUACGACAAUUACGAAGAAGAGGAGGAACAAGAAUACUUAAACUAUAGACCUCUUGUUAAUUCGCUUUUUGACGUGGCAUGGUGGGCUAUAGCUGCAGUGCACAUGUGACUAUUUUAAAACUAAUAACAACAGUUAAUAUUGGAAUGUGCUAUAAGAACGAAUGGCUUAGCAAAAAGUGGUUUCCGUAGAAGUAAAGGUUCACGUGUUCGUACCAUGGCAGCAUUUGCAGGAAAAACUGAUCAACUCGUAGACAACUUGUGUAUUCUUAUUUUGGCAUAACCUAGAUCUACUCAGAAAACCCAAGGAAGACGGAACUUCAUGACUGUUACCAUGGCGAUGACAGACGCUAUGGACGAGACGGACUACUCAUCCGUUGAUUUUAACCAGGUGAAUGACGGUCCUCACAACUUUGACAGCUACGACGCCAGCCUGAGGCGCCACCCUCCCUGGCUUACGCAAGGUCACUUUGUCUAUCAUCUGGUCAGAGAGGCAGACGACAAGCUGGGUUUUGUCAAAGACAGACAUGGUGAACCAAUCUGUUCUCCGAGAAAGCUUCAAGAUCUAUGCCAGUUUGAAAUGGUGUCUCUCCCGCGCAGACUUGAAAGCUUGAAGUUGAACUCUCUGCCCUCUGACCUCUACCCUUGCCUAAUCACGGAGGCAAUACUCCAGCGGCAAGUGAAGUCGAUAUCUUACCUUAUAUCUACCUGGCCUUUCACACACCUGCACCUCCAGAAGGUGGUUCCCAAAGAGGAGAUCAUCUGUAACGACUACCUGACCUUGUCAACAGAAGGAGAAGAUGGUAUGUCUUUAAUGGACAGUAUAUCUAUUGGUCUACUCAGUCUGAAACCACAUUCAAGGCUCAAGUGCAUCAAUUUCACGGGAUUUAUGCACGAUCGUCGACUGUGCAGGGAACUACUAAGGCUGCCAAUAGUCUGGAUGAGACCUGUAGAUAGACAGUCUGGGUAUCUUCACAGUUUGUUAAGGAAAACAUUAGCCAUCAGUAAAGACAAAGUGCAAAGAUAUUUAAACAGAAUCUCUUGCAUUUAUGCCAAUAUUGACCUGCUCGUCUGCCAUGGACACAUGUUUGGGCCUGUAACCAUAGCUUUAGACUGCAAGUUAACUAUAGACGAUGUGCCCAUUGGCUUGGCUCUGCAAGGCUCCUCCCCUUUCCGGUACGUCUGCCAGAGAGCGUGGCUAGAAGUACUUCCGGAUGUCUGUCUGCCAGUAUCUUUGCUAAAUAAAGUUUUAGACCCCAGAUAUCUAACUCACCUGGAGAUCGAAGACUCCGACGUCUGCUCUGAGCCAUCCAGAUGGGAGAAUAUUCUAGAGGGCCUGUCCUAUCUCUCAGAGUUGCAGUGUUUGUCCAUGCCCAAUACAGUUCACGUGCCGUUAUUGUCUAGCGCCAUGUCACAGUUGAGCACAGUGUUGAACAGUCUAGUCAACUUAAAAAAGUUGAAUUUGGCCUCCUGUACAUUGAGGGAUUCGCUGGACACUUUCUUUGCUUCCUUCUCUCGGGGUCUGACCUAUUUAAACCUCCGAGAUUGUAGACUCACGCCAUCGGAUAUUGGCGCCCUUUUAGGGUGGUCUGGGGUGUCGACGCUCAGGGAAUUGAACCUAAGCAGAAAUAACCUUACCUCUUUAUCUUCCCUGAUAGCCUCGUUGUUGAUUCGAAUGGAAUACAUCACGUGUUUCUCCGUGUCUUUCUGCUCGCUGACCACUGAGGACAUACGCUACAUUGUCCGGCACUGUAUGGACUGUAGCCAACUCAAGGUUCUGUGUGUCCAGUCAUUCAUUCCCCCACCCCAUUAUGAGGUGAAGGGAAUUCUCGAAGACUGCGCCAAUAUCACUACAUUGCAGAAGUGUGUUGUGUUGCCAGAAGCCUAUGCUUUCCCAGGAACACACAUAUCGCAAAGGGCUGAGAAUCACCACAGAACAGUGUCGCUCUGCCAUCAGUACCUAGAACAACUUGGAAGAUCGGACAUUGAGUUAGAAUGAUAGUUCAGCCCUUUUCUAUCAGUUUGGUUAAAUUAUGCUUGAGACAUAA
Messenger RNA from Biomphalaria glabrata, 2353 nucleotides. RefSeq lists its product as uncharacterized. Bases 628 to 2304 code for a protein of 558 amino acids. NCBI's taxonomy places the organism in Eukaryota, Metazoa, Mollusca, Gastropoda, Planorbidae. Gene Ontology annotation, molecular function: protein binding. The record is from RefSeq and is a predicted model, not a curated record. The transcript has 11 exons. Gene Ontology annotation, cellular component: cytoplasm.